This is a messenger RNA of Seminavis robusta, 750 nucleotides long. The record is from the annotation of a GenBank genome assembly. Lineage: Eukaryota; Bacillariophyta; Bacillariophyceae; Naviculales; Naviculaceae.
AUGACUGUCGGAUUAGAGUGCUUCCAUCGGCGUCAUCAACGGUUCCUUGACAGAUACAUUAACGAUCCUUCCUACAAGCUCAACCAUCUCAACCGGGACACCCAAUGGGAAACAAGCUGGGGAUAUGACAGUUUGCUCUAUGCUCCUCUGCUGAUAUAUGCCAAACAAAAGCGAAUUCGCUUGUAUGGGCUGCAUCCAACAGAUGAAAUGGUCCACGACGUCUUGACCAAGGGGAUUGAUGCCAUUCCAACAUCACUGCUGAAGGGUGUCGUCACUCAAGAACCGGGGCACUAUGAGCAGUAUCAACGAAUCAUGAAGGUCUCCCCCGAGAAACUUGCACGAAAUCCUUCAUUCUCGAAACAUUUCGAUCGCAUGUAUCAGGUUCAAUGCUUUCGGGAAGAAUACAUGGCAGAAUCGGUCCUGGUUGAAGUGAACCGCCAUCAAAAGCACCCCCAAGGACACUGGACAGCCGUCCUGGCGGGUGAAAACCAUAUCUUGGGAAGAGGAGGCAUUCCUUCUCGGGCCUUACGGAGAUCUUCGUCCAGCCUCUUGGCUACUGGGCACACACCUGGCAUGAAACUAACACCCAAGAAUCGCGGUGUCUUCACCGUCAUGCCUCGCACCAUAUCAUUUCCCAUGGUUGCCAACGAGGCACCUGGGCGCAUGGCUGCGGACUAUGUCUGGUACGUGGAGAAUGACACCUUAAAGACAGGCCAAGUCAAUGCAUCUCCAUUUCGGAAUCUUGCCUAG